AUGCUAUGCAGCUUCUGCGAGAGUUUCAUUGGAGGCAUUGAGACCGGCCUUCAAAACGAGGAGAAAGACAUUGAAGCCUAUGCCAACAAACUAUGCGACGCUCUCACAAAGGGAAAUGCACUUUUGGACCCCAUCUGCAAAGGUCUUCUUGACAAAGAACUCGAGAGCAUCAUCGACUGGCUCAACAACAACGAGAAACCACACGAUGUUUGCGUAAAACUCCAUCUGUGCUAA
Messenger RNA from Enterobius vermicularis (human pinworm), 234 nucleotides. The record is from the annotation of a GenBank genome assembly. Lineage: Eukaryota; Metazoa; Nematoda; Chromadorea; Rhabditida; Oxyuridae.